AGAAGUGAAAACUAUCUAAAAUGAGACUCGAACAAUAAAACCCCAGAAACGUAAGAGAAAAAAGCUUUUUUUUAUAAAACAAGGAGAACGAAACUGCAGCCAAACUUGAGAUCAUGUGACUUAUCAAGACGAUCAACCUAGAAAUAAAGAUAAAAGUUUCAAGAAAAGAUAAAAAACCCAUCAUUAUUAAAUCAACAUCUUAACAAAAAUCAAACCACGACAAAGAAUAAGAAACAUAUUUAGAAAUCAAUUCAAUCAAGCAUCAAAAUGUCGCAUCUUGAAGUUCUGGCCUACCUCAAAAGUGUAGAUUUGAAGGAUUUUCUGAAAAAUAUCGAUAUCAAGGAUUUUCUUCCAGAUGUUGGACCCUUGAAUCGCGAGAGUAUACUUGAAAGCAUGAAGAAGGUUUUGGUUUAUAUUGAGCAGAGAUCACAUAUAGAUCAUCCCCAGUUCCCAGUAUUUGUGUGUUCUGUAUUUAUCGUUGUCCUGUGUAUGGCUGGACUACUUCUGCGCUACAUUUACCGGAGACUUCAACGUCAGCAAACCCAGGAGAAUAUUGAGAAACAGAAGGAAAUCAAGGAACCAGCAGGGACAAGGGGUCAACACGUACAGAAAAUUCAGGAAUCUGCUUCUGCUACCCCUAAACCUGCACCCAGAUGGAAAAAGCCAGUGAUUCAAACAAAAGACCCCGUCAAGAUUACAGGCCUAAAACAGGAGUCUAAAAACUGGGAACCUAAACAGCUGGAGACUAAAACAUGGACUCCAAAACCACCAGACACUAAAAAAGUAGAACCGAAAAAGACUAAGUUUAAGAAGUGGGAACCAAAACAAUCGGUCGUAAAAGAAGUUGAAUCAAAGAAAGUUGAAUUAGAAGAGAAAAAAGAGGAAAAGAAAGAAGAAAAUAAAGAAGAAAAGAAAGGAUGGUUUUGGAACAAAAAGAAAGGAGACGACUCCGCAAACGAUGAAAAAGCCCGCGGAAUUGAGACGAAAGAGACUAUUUCAAAAGAUGACGACACAAAAGACAAAACAACGAAGAGACAGAAAAAGGAUGUAGCUCCCCCUAUAAGAUCAUUCAAUUUAAACAUAGAUCCAAAUGCAAGGAAUGUUGAGGAAUCUAAGAGAAUUAAGCAAGCAGAGAUAGAAUUGUUGAGAACUAUGGGGAAAGAGUUUAGGGAAAUGAUCAAGCUCGAUGAAGCAGGAGAGAAAGAGAGAGAGGAGAAAAAGAAAGAAAUGGAAAAAGUAAAAUCUGCAAGACGGUAUUUUAACGAGGCUGACAAGAAGAGGUCGGAGUCUGCUGCCCCAACCUCCAGGUUCAGGGUAGAGGAUGAGAAUUUAGAGGGAACUGGGCUGAGUGUUGGAGAUCUGAACCUUGUCAAGAGAAGAUCAAAUUUCUACCAGGGAAACCAGGAUGCUACUAUGAGUAAUGAUAAAAAUAAUCUGUCUAUAGGGUUGUCUCAGUUUGAGCCAGGAAGAUUAAAUAAAACAUUCACAAACUUAUUCGAAAACGGAAACAGCUGUGAUCAAGAACUCUGCAGGCCUCCCCGGAAAAAGUUAAUCACACUUGAUCAAAUUUUGAAAAAGGAUUUGAACGAGACUGAUGUAGAUUUAGAAAGAAUACGACGGGAGGAGGAAAUUCGGGAACUAAAGGAAGCCAGGAAAAGAUGGAUACCCCCUCAGGAUUCACCAAGACCUGUUAUUAAAGAAAAAAUUGAGGUUCCUCAGAAAAUAGACAUCAGUUCAGUUUUCCAGGAUGGUUUAAAACAUGCAGAGGAAACAAAACAUGAAAUACAAGAUGAACUAGAGCAACUCAGAGAAUCCAGACCAACCCCGGUAACACAACGUUGGAACCAGAAUACAGGGGAUGAAAUUAAAGAGGGUAAAAAAGAUGUUGACGAAGAAUUGAAUCAAAUUAGGGCGGCAAGACCAACACCUGUGACUAAAAGAUGGAAACAUAAUUCUCAGGAUGACCAGCCUGUUCGCUCCAAAUCAGCCCACGUUCUUCAGAGAGCAAGACUUCCAGAUGAUUCAUGGGUCCAAGAAAAAUCUUUGAAGUUGGAGGAAGAAAAAAGAAAAGCAGCAAUGGAGCUUGAUUUGGUAAGAAAAGCCAGACUAGAAUCUGGAGAAGAAAAAAUAUACGAUUUCACUAAAACUAGAAUGGUUGAAAGGAGAAAGGAAGCAAUUCUUGAGUUAGAAACUGUUAAAAGUUUAAGGAAGAAUCAGCAGCAGGAUGAUCUUGAAGAAGCUAAAGAGGAUCCAAGGGAUGCCAGAAAAUCUGAACUUGAGCAACUUAUGAAAAUUAGAGCGACGGGUAAAGAAUUUGCUGUUGAAUCUACCCCUUCCAAGGUGCCAAUGCCUAAGCCGAAGGAAGAACCUUUUAAGCCUAAACAAGACCUUGCGAAACCUAAUAUAGCCUCUGAUAAACCGAAUCAAGCCUCUGCUAUACCAAAACAGGUGAUUGUUAGUCCCACCCCUACUGUGAAGCAGCAAACAGCAGCACCUGCCAGGAACACCAAUGCUUUAAGCCCUUCAUCUGUGAUUCAGCGUGGGCAAUCAAAAUCAGCGGAACGGAAUCAAACUGUUCUAACCCAUAGCAAGUCAGCUGAAAUCAAGAAAGAGCCAGUUAAAUCAGUUGGAGGAGUCAAGAAAUCAAAAUCUAAUGAGAGCACCAAAGAAAAAGAUGCUGCUAAAAAGUUUGAGAAUGACCGGUCACGCAGUCGAGAAAAGAAAGUAUUGGUGGGCAAGCAGGCUAAAUCAAAGAGCCAGGAGGUCAAACCUCAAACAAUCACACAAAAAGAAGUAAAGCAAGUUAACACUAAAGUUGUCAAAUCAAACAGUGGUGAGGCGAAGACCAGUAAAAUCAUAAAAUCCAACAGCUCCGAAUCUAAUAAAUUAAACAGCAUUCAAACAGUUCAGUCAACAUCUGAACCUAAAGCUUUGAGUAAAUCGGGUAGCGGGGAUAAAUCAGAAAGUAAAGCUGUUUAUGCCAAAGUCAUCAAAUCAACAAAAACGUCAUCAGAAAAAUCAAAGGUAACAAAGGAGGAUAAGAAAGAAAUCAAGCAAACCUUGAUUUCCCAAUCAAAAUUAGAAUCAUCAGAACCUGGUUCAAAGAAAGAUACUUCUAAGAAACAACUCGACAACAAAAUCAACUUUGAUGACCUAAGUGGUUACCAAAUAGAUAAGUGUGACCUCAAAGCUAAGGAUGAUGGUAUUAAACUCCUUCCAACAAGAGUGAUCAACUGCACACCGAAACCAUUUAAAGGAUUUACAAAUCAUAACUCAGAUUUUCCAAAUAAGAUGACCCAACCGCUCCAAUCCCCUCAUCCAAAUGUAUAUGAACAAAUAUCAUCCCCCAUCCAAGAAUUUUCAGAACCCCCUGUUUUACCAAAUACCAACUCCAAGGCCGAUAUAAAGGCCUCCAAGCAAGCAAAACUAAACAAAGCUAAUGAAGAUGCUGCUAAAGAAGAUUCAGGUGUACCCACAAAGGAAAAUGUGAUCAGUCAAGCAAAACUAAACAAAGCUAAUGAAGAUGCUGCUAAAGAAGAUUCAGGUGUACCCACAAAGGAAAAUGUGAUCAGUCAAGAAGAACUGAAAAACAUUCUUUCAGACACUCCAGAGUCCGAAAGUUCAAAAAAAGGAAUGAGCAAUAAAAAUGUAAGAUUUAACGAGAGAGGAGAAGAAGAAGAAACCGUAAUUCAAGAGAACAAAGUUGAAGUAGAAGUAGAAGUGAAGGAAGAGAGAAGAACCAGUGUUGAAGAAGGGAAGGAGGAAGGGAAGAGAGAUAGUAGGAUUAUUUCAAAAUUUAGAGAAUUCAAAGAAAAAACUGUUUUCGAAGUGAACAAGAUAACUCGUGGCAGGUCAUUGCAGAGGGCCCCUGUAGGUGUCAGGGAGAAGGAGGAAGGAGAAGAUAAAAAAGAAGAGAAGGAGAAAAACGAAGAUAUUAAAGAAGAAGAAGAAACUAGUCGAAGAUCAAGAUCCGAGUCGAGAAGCCAAAAGGCUGGGCGAAUGAUGAAAGAUUUUACAAGUAAUAUUCUGAAAAAAAGAUAAUUUCAAACAAAGAUUAGUGAAAAUAUACAUGUAAGGAUUCCAAAAAUAUUGUUCAGACUUAAAUAAACAUACAGGGUGUCUCAAAAAAACCUUAUUAUGGUUCGAUGAUUGGAAAUGUUGCGAAGAUUUUGAAAAUGUCCAAAAAUAUAUAAAUCGAACCAUGGUGAGUGCAGUAUAGUAUCUAAAAGAGUGUUAAUUUGGGACACCCUGUAUACAUUCCUGCAAGAAAGCACGGUUCCUUUGAAACAUUUCAAAAAGAAAAGAAAUUAAGAAUUUGUCAGACCUGCGACAAGAUUUUAUAUCUGAACAGUCACUUUAAAGGGACUGUUAACGUAAUGACAAAUGAUCCUCUUUACAAAUGCCCGAUUUACAACGGUCCCCUUCAAACCUUUGUGUGUUCGUCGAGUACAGAGAUAUGUGUUUGUAAACUUAUCGAAAUCCGCUUCAGCCGCAAAUUCAAGUGUGUUACGUUUUCAUUAGGGGUCACUUGAAAUUACGCUUACAGUCCCUUUAAAGGUCUUGAACUCCUUUUUGAAAAUAUACAUAAGCACAUAAGCACAUAAGCACUUGUAAUCUAGGUUUUUUUUGCUUUAGAUUUCUUCAUUUUUCUAGAGAAAUGAAGAAUAAAAGGCUCGACCAAUUCGGUCCUUAGGAUCUUUUUUGAACGGCCCCGUGUGGUUUGACAAAGUUUCUGAUUUGAAAAUGUCGGGCAUAAUGUGUAUUUUCAAACAGGGAGCAAUUCCUUUAAUCAUAUUCAUUCAAACUGUUUAAAUUGUUUCCCCCUUUAGUUACAUUUAUUGUUCAUAAUUUAAAAAAUUUCAAAAUGAAAUAUAAAUAUUCUAUAUUU
Eurytemora carolleeae is the source of this 4888-nucleotide messenger RNA. RefSeq names its product trichohyalin. The record is from RefSeq and is a predicted model, not a curated record. The coding region runs from base 268 to 4041 and encodes 1257 amino acids. Lineage: Eukaryota; Metazoa; Arthropoda; Copepoda; Calanoida; Temoridae. The transcript has 31 exons.